Messenger RNA from Ruditapes philippinarum (Manila clam), 5253 nucleotides. Its product is annotated as hyaluronan mediated motility receptor-like. Bases 111 to 2936 code for a protein of 941 amino acids. The transcript has 18 exons. NCBI's taxonomy places the organism in Eukaryota, Metazoa, Mollusca, Bivalvia, Venerida, Veneridae. The record is from RefSeq and is a predicted model, not a curated record. Gene Ontology annotation, molecular function: hyaluronic acid binding.
UUGGUUCAAUCAAAUUGUUUUCAAAUUCAUUGGCGGAGAAUAUGUAAAUUUUUAACUCUCGUAUUAAAUCUUUUAUUUUAGUAUCGUUCCCAAAUCAAAUUAUAAAAACUAUGUCUUUCCCUCGAGCAAACGUUAAAAGAUUCAACGAAAUCCAAGGAUGUGCCCCACCUCCUGGUUCAUAUGACCCGAAGCAAAAAGAUAAAGCUCGUGGAUUUGUAGUAGAUAAAUCUGAAAGGUUUAAAAAUCCUAAAGAUGGUGUAUGUGCAGGUGCAAAUGCAAGCACCAUCAGCAAUGGUAAAACACCUGUCAAACAACUCUUCCCGCCACCACAGGGGUCCAGUCAUAAGCCUGCACGUUCGGUGGAAGAGUGCAAUAGCACAACAAAAGCAUUGAAAAACAAGAUGUCAGGUGUAAUGGAAGAGAAUAAGAAACUUAAAGAAGAAAUUCUAGCUGUUCGUAAUGAAAUAAAAGAAGUGGUUAAAGCCAGAAAGUUGUUAGAGGAACAAAGAGACAAUUUAAUGGACAGCAAUGAAAAUUUGAAAGAUCAAGUAAAACAGAUGUCUACAGAACAAGCAAAUAGAACAGAACAUCUUAGGGUGCUAACAGCCAAUUCUGAGGAGUUACAGGCAGGCACCUUGAUCCUUCAGCAACAGCUUGCAGAAUUACAAAACAUACAUGAAACCAAAUGUAGAGAAACAGAAGAAAAAAUAUCCUCACUUCAAGAAAGGGAAACCUUGAUUAAUGAAACAACUGCAAAUUUGCACGAAAGAAUUGUUGAGCUUCAAGCCCAGAAUGAAGAUCUUGCAGCAACUUUAAGGGAAACUGGGGAAUUGUUGAGUAGAACAAAAGAAGAAAAUGAUAAACUUGAAGAAAUGUUGAGACAGGCUGAAGCAAACUGGGAAACAGAGAAAAAACAAUUUCUGAUUCAAGUGGAACAGUUAGUGUUUGAGAAGUCAAGGGCAGAGAGUAUGUUAGGUGAUACUGAGGAUAAAGUUAAGAAGAUGGAGACGGAUAUGUUAGAUCAGAAAACCCUUUCAGAUAAUAAGAUUGAAGAGUUAACUAACCAGCUUGAUGCUGAUAAAGCAGAGCUAGUACAGUUACAGAACAAACUGGGUGAUUUAGUUUAUGAGAAAUCUCAAUUGCAUACAGAGGUUGGACACUUGGAGGCUCAAUUGAAAAUUGUAAAAUGUGAGUCUGAAGAAACUGUUUCUCAGGCAAACAAAGCAAUGGAAAUAAUACCAGAACUGAAGAUAAGAAUUGAAACACUUGACACUGAGAAAGCUGGAUUUGAAAAAAGAGCAUUUGAACUAUCUGAACAAAAUGAAACAUUACAGACAACUUUGGAGAAAUUUCAAGCUGAUUUUGAUGAGCAUUCAAAUGCAGUGGAGAAAGAAAGAAUGGAAACACAUUCAAAGAUUGUUGCCCUUACUGAAGAAGUUGAAGGCUUGAGAGAACAGAAAGAUCAAAUGGCCAAUGAAUUAGACAACUGGCUUACAGAUAAGUCGGAACUAGAUAUUGAAAUUGCUAAACUACAGUGCAGGAUUAAAGUUUUAGAGAUGGAGAAUGAACAGGUUAAAGAGGAAACACAGAAAGAAAUUGUUGAUUGUAAAGAUGAGAUUGAGAGAGUGAGAAAGGAGAAACAACAAAUAGAGAAAGAUAUGGAACAAUAUGGAAUAGACCUGCUUAGUAAUGCAGCACAGUUACAAUCAAUGCAGGCCAAGUUAGAUACGGCAACAACAGAUAGUAAGAAGCUGGAAACAGAAAACACGAAGAUGAAGGAGGAACUUGAACAGAAAGAUGUUCUCAUCCAAGACAAACAAGCACAGCUUGAUGAUUUACAACUUGCAUAUGAUAGUAAGUGUAAGGAUUCCGAUGAUAUUGCAAAUGAAAAGGAAAUUCUAGUGGAGGAAUUACGAGUACAGAAAGAGAGUUUUGAAGAUUUGAAUUGUAGUCUACAACAAACAAGGGCUGAUUUUAUCAAACGGUGUAAUGAGCGGGAUGAACUUGUGAAGAAGAAUAACACCAAGGAUAAAAGUUUGUCAGCAUUGUCUGAACAAGUUGCCCAGCUUACACAAGAACUUUACCAGGUUAAUCUCUCACUUAAAACGAAAACAAGUGAGUGUGAUGAAGUGUUAGAGAAAUGUAGGGAACAAGAGAAACAAUUAACCUUGUCAUCACAACAGGUGUCCAAUUAUAAACAACAAAUAGAGGACUACAAUGAGCAUUUACAAAUGAAGUGUGAAGAGUGUGAGGAGUUACAGCAGAAGUGUGAAGAUUAUGAUAUUGAGCUGACUAUGGCAGCUAGAGAGGCUGUAGAUCUCCAGGAACGUGUAGAAUCACUUAGAAAGUAUAGCAACUACCUUUAUGAGAAGUUAAUCUGUGUUACCUUUACUGGGUACCAGAUUGUUGAGAAACAACCAACAUCAUAUAGAGAGAGUGAAGCUGCUGAUGUAAGACAUGAGGAGGAAAUACAAGGUCUGAAAUCUCAGCUAGAAAACAAUAGCAGUACCGAGGAGCUACAAAAUGAAGUUGACCACUAUAAGAAGUUGUAUGAGGAACUCCAGGCUAAAGUUGAACCUUUUAUGGAUCAGAUUGAUUCCUAUGAGAUGGAAAAACAACUUCUUCUUGGGCAGAGUAAAGACACUCGGGCAGAGAUGGAGAGACUAGGAAAGAGUUAUGUGGAUCUUCUAAGUCAUCAAAAUCAUAAACAGAAGAUAAAGCAUAUUGAAAAAAUAAAAAAUGAAAAUUUUGCAUUAAAACAGGAGAUAGAGACAUUAAGACUACAGACAGUGAAACAAAAACGUAGGAUACAGAAGUUAGAGGAGAAAUCAGCUCCUCCCAAGAAGUUUGAUUCCUCUAAGGCAUUUCAGCACGCUAAAGAGAACCUUGAAAAUACAGUAACAAGUUCACCACUCAAAGAAUUGAACAAGAAGUAACAGCAAUAUGGAGUGCUUGAGAUCUAUGUAACGUAAGCUGUUUGUUCUGCUGGAAUUGUUACACGCUAAAUUGUUACAUGCUUGGCUGUUACGCUUUUACCCCUUGAGCUGUUACAAUGUUGACAUCCUAACCUACAGUUUGUGUUUCAUAUUAUCUAACAAUGUGAACAGUGAUUGUUUUUAUCAAAUGGCAAAAUUAUCUAUGCUUGAUACAGUCUACCUCCUAAUGUUAUUGGAAAGACAGAAAAGUGUACUGGUCAUAUAUUUUAAGUGUAGGCCUUUGAUAGUGGAUAUUUUGUAAGCUUAUUAUGUUUAGAGUGAAUUUGUUGAUCAAUCAUUCAAUGUGGAUUUGAUUGAGUCAUGUGAGGUGCUGAACAGGGAGUACUGACACAAAAUUUGACCUGAGUAGCACUAAGUCUUGUUACAUUGAAUACCUGAUGAUUUCUGAAUUUAUUACUACUAAAACACAUGCAAACCACCAACAUACUGUAAAGAAUAGGGAGAGAAAAGUAUAUUGCAUAUCAAUUCAUGUUUAUUACAUAUAAAUGAAAUCCUCUUAUGCUUUUAAAUUGAAUGCUAUUUGUCUAAAUGUAAAUUGUAGUGUAUGUGAAAAAAAAAAUCAUGUAUAGUGACAUGUAGUGACAGAAUGAGGAGUAAAUGUUGACUUAUGUGUUGUCCAAAUUAUGUCUCAUGUCUUUUUCUUUCUAAUUCUGAACAUGUUUAACUUUUUUUUCACCCUAUCAUUUAUGUUAUGCUUCUUUGAUGUUACUAUAUUACUAUGUUUUAUCUCUGACAAAUUGUACCAUACAAGUUAAUCUUGUAAAAAUAGACCGUCGGUUUGAUCAUGAUGUUGUACAAUAUAUGACACUGUCUGGAGAUUGUUACACUGUUGGGAUUUGGCCACAGAUCUGAAUUUUUUCAUUUUUAACCAGUUUUUAUUUGCUUAGACCUAUCUACUUUUAUGUAUGAUUGAAUUGUAUAUCUUGUUCUGUACCAAAUAAUAUCUAAAAUUUGGUUUUGGAAUUUUUGGUUCGCUUUUCAGACAAAAUUACAUAAAUAAGAUCUACUUCUUGUGGAAAAGUUGCCUAUAUAUACAUGAACUUUGAUCUCCCAGUCUGUAGUUUUUACCCCAGACUGCAGGAAUAAAGAUUUACUUGAUAUAAUUUCUGUAUAAUGUGUCAUUCAUGUUUAAUAAUUGUUUUAAUCUUUUAAUUUAGAAUUUUGUUUUAUCUCGUUUACACCCAGUGCAUGCCUUCAUUUUUAGAUAUUUUAAACCUGAUAUAUUUAUCAUGCAAAUAUUUCAGUUGGAAAACAAAAACAUUGCAACUGAAGACCUGACUGUAUUUUAUCUGUAAAUAUAGUAAAGUAAAUGUUGUCAUUGUUUAAGAUUUUUUCGUCAUAAUAAGAAUUGUCUAUGCAUGUCCUUUACAGAUUUAGAUUUAGUUAUCAUUGUACAACUAGAUGGCCAGCUGAUUGGUUAGUUAACUCUCUCAAUGUACAAAGUAAUGCCUUUAAGCUAAUUAUAUGCAGUUGAAAUUCACUGGGAUUUUUUAAAAUUUCAUUUUGCUUUCCAUAAGUACACAAAAAUAAUACUGUAUUGAGAUAUGGUAAAUUUUGUUUAUUUCAUCAUGUUAAAUAUUAUAUGGCAAGGAUAUUGAUCUGUAAACAAUUAUUUUAAGUGUCUGGGCAGCUUACUCCUUCUUAUCUCUAAUUUUCUUUUUAAAUGCCAAGCACAUCAAAAAUCAUAUGUCAGUAUGGUUGUAGUAAUACUAAAGUCUUGUAGACAUCAAUACCAGAUGUUGUCUCUAGUAGGUCAUAUUGAAGCUUAGUAACAUGUCAUCUAACAGUUCAUGUAGAAAUUCUAGAAUAGUGAUAUUCUGAUUAACUGCAGACUGAGAGAGAUAAAGAAUACUCCCAAUAUUUAUAAUUAUCCCUUAUUGUUUUUAACUACAAUAUAUAAUAAUGAAAUACAUAUUGUAAUUUUAUGCAUACACAUUUAUAAUGGUUAGUAUUUUGUGUAUCAAGAAGUGUUUCAUGUACUUUUAAUCUCUUUUAUAUGUUUAUGCAUUAAUUUUUAAGGAACAUACAGUUUAAUAUGUAAUGGAUGCAUGUUGUAAGAAUAGUUUUCAUCAAGUGAAACACAUCACCCUAACAUAUCAUAGAUUUGUACCAAUAGGAACUUAACUAGGAAAAUGCCUUACAAUUCUCUCAUAGUGUAAGUUUAUAUGCAUUCUUCUCUAAAAACAUGUCUUUUUCUACUCUACAUGUUGAUUGUUAAAUGCUAUUAACAAUUUGUCAUAAUAAAAUAUCUAGGCAU